AUCAAGCCCACAAAUCUUUUUUUUUUCCUCCCUCUCGUUAGAGUUUGAGCCUUUGGAGCAAUACUAAAGUAAUACUAUACCUAUAACCCACCAUGGCUAUGGUGGUAUUGAUACUUGUCAUAUGCAUCAUUUUGAUGUCACUGAAAAUUGCCUAUGAAACUCUCUCAUGUUACUGUUUAACUCCCAGACGGAUCACGAAAAUCAUGGCAAAACAAGGUGUGCGUGGUCCGAAACCUCGGUUUCUUGUUGGAAACAUCUUGGAUAUGGCUUCUCUUGUGUCCAAAUCAACCAAAAAUGACAUGGAUUUUAUUCACCAUGACAUCGUUGGUCGCCUUUUGCCUCAUUAUGUCGCCUGGUCUAAGAUUUAUGGAAAAAGAUUCAUUUACUGGAACGGGACAGAGCCAAGAAUGUGCUUAACGGAAGCAGAAUUAAUCAAAGAGCUUUUCUCCAAAUACAAUACUGUUUCUGGGAAAUCAUGGAUGCAACAACAAGGUUCCAAACAUUUUAUCGGCCGUGGCCUUUUGAUGGCCAACGGCGAUGCCUGGUACCACCAACGCCACAUUGUUGCUCCCGCUUUCAUGGGAGAUAAACUGAAGAGUUAUGCAGGGUACAUGGUGGAAUGCACUAAUGGGAUGCUCCAAUCACUAGGGAAUGCGGUUAAAUCAGGCCAGACAGAGUUCGAAAUUGGAGAGUACAUGACUCGGCUCACAGCAGAAAUAAUUUCCAGAACAGAGUUUGACAGUAGCUAUGAGAAGGGAAAACAGAUAUUUGAUUUAUUAACACUUCUGCAGCACCGGUGCGCGCAAGCUAGCCGGCACUUGUGUUUUCCUGGAAGCAGGUUUUUCCCAAGUAAAUAUAACAGAGACAUAAAAGCAUUAAAAAUGGAAGUGGAGAGGCUACUGAUGGAGAUAAUACAAAACAGAAAAGAUUGUGUAGAAAUUGGGCGAACCAGUUCAUAUGGGAAUGAUUUGUUAGGAAUGUUACUAAAUGAGAUGCAAAAGAAAAGAUCAAGCAAUGGAUUCAGCUUGAAUUUGCAGCUGAUUAUGGAUGAAUGCAAGACUUUUUUCUUUGCAGGACAUGAGACCACUGCCCUUUUGCUAACUUGGACUGUCAUGUUGUUAGCAAGUAAUCCUUCUUGGCAAGAUAAAGUUCGUGAAGAGGUCAACCAAGUUUGCAAAGGAGAUUCACCCACUGUUGAACACCUUCCAAAGCUUACUUUGUUAAACAUGGUAAUCAAUGAGUCGUUACGACUUUAUCCACCAGCUUCUGUACUACCAAGAAUGGCAUUUGAGGAUUUCAAGUUAGGUGACCUUAAUAUUCCUAAAGGUUUAUCAAUAUGGAUUCCAGUACUUGCCAUACAUCAUAGUGAAGAAAUAUGGGGUGAAGAUGUCAAUGAAUUUAGGCCUGAUCGUUUUGCAUCAAAGUCAUUUGCCGCAGGCCGGAAUUUUCUGCCGUUCGCUGCCGGUCCCAGGAAUUGUGUUGGCCAAUCUUUUGCAUUAAUGGAAGCCAAGAUCAUAUUAGCCAUGUUAAUAUCAAAAUUUCGUUUCACAAUUUCGGAUAAUUAUCGCCAUGCACCUGUGAUUGUCCUCACAAUUAAGCCUAAAUAUGGGGUACAAGUCAAGUUGACACCUUUGAGUCCUUGAGGAAAUUUUGGCCUUUAGAGGAUUACUUUCCUCUUUUUUCCAAAAUAUUGUUUUCGUUUCUGCUUAAGAAGAGAUUUUGAGGAGGAUGCAAUCUUGGAUAAUAGUACUAAUGAUAUGAGUAGCUUUAUUUUAUUUCUUAUUUUGUAAUAGCAGAUUAAGAUGAGUUUAAAUAAAAUGACAGAUCAAGUCACUUUUUGAUGAUUCGUAUAUAUGAUC
Lycium ferocissimum is the source of this 1859-nucleotide messenger RNA. Its product is annotated as cytokinin hydroxylase. NCBI's taxonomy places the organism in Eukaryota, Viridiplantae, Streptophyta, Magnoliopsida, Solanales, Solanaceae. The transcript is spliced from 5 exons. Gene Ontology annotation, molecular function: monooxygenase activity; iron ion binding; oxidoreductase activity, acting on paired donors, with incorporation or reduction of molecular oxygen. Bases 93 to 1643 code for a protein of 516 amino acids. The record is from RefSeq and is a predicted model, not a curated record.